AUGGCAUCAGCUGAAAAGAACUACAAGAUACAUGAUAAAGAGCUCCUUGCAGUGGUAGCCUGCCUCACCCAGUGGUGCCAUAUGUUAGCCGGACUACCCAAUCAGCUUGUCAUUCUGACAGAUCAUGAAGCCCUCAAAUGGGCAGUAUUGUUGGCAGAUUUUGAUUUUGUGCUGCAAUAUUGUCCAGGCAACAAGGCUGGAGAACCAGAUGCAUUAACUCGGAGGAGAGACAUGCAACCCAUUGGGGAGGAACAGGAACACAAUGUGCAACAGUUACUACCAUCCAGGGUGUUCGAGAAAGUUCAAGAUGAAAACGAACCACAGGACAUCCCUGAAACAGCAGGGGUUGCUUCGGUACUGAUAGCAGCCACGCCAACAAUGGAAGCUAUCACUUCUCAAGGAUUACUAGGCCUAGUCCGAACGUUCCAGCCCCUAGAUCAGGAACUUCAAGAGAUGCAAGCCCAGACACCUUUUGAAACCAGGAAUGGGCUCUGGCACAAAGACAGAUGCCUGGUCAUUCCAAAGCCUGGAUCGCAGACUAUGUGGCGAGUUGUCCUUCUCCUCCAACCAUUGUCAACACCAGAAAGGCCAUGGGGAUCCAUAUCAUUGGACUUCAUUGAAGGACUGCUGAUGUCAGGAGACUAUGACUCCAUCUUAGUCAUAGUAGACUGUCUGACCAAGUAUACAAUCAUGGUCCUGACGACAAAGACCAUAACAGCAGAACAGACAGCUGUACUUCUCAAAAUGAACCUCUUUCCACUAUUUGGCGCCCCAGACCACAUCAUCUCAGAUCGUGGACGACAAUUCAUAUCCAAGUCUUGGUCCAUGUUCAUAGACAGCCUAGGUGCAAAACACUUGCCCAAGCAGUACCUCCGGAUGUACUGCAACUAUGAGCAGGAUGAUUGGUCUAGCUUAAUUCAUAUGGCGGCAUUCAUGUACAACAACACUGUGCAUGCUAGUAUUGGCAUAUCCCCAUUUUUUGCUUGCUAUGGUUGGAAUCCCAAAUCACAUCCGGAGAUACCUGGAAAACUUGGGGUAAAUGACCCAAAGCUUGCUGAAUACUUCAUGGACAAUACUGAACGAAUUAAGUAUCUUCAAGAUCAUAUCAGACAAGCUCAGAGUCGGGCGGUCAACCAAUACAACCACAAACAGAAAGAUAUUGAAUUCAAAGUGGGCAACCUAGUGUACAUCAAUCAAAGAAACUGGAAGACAAGAUGA
Molecule: messenger RNA, 1218 nt
Organism: Ustilago hordei
Lineage: Eukaryota; Fungi; Basidiomycota; Ustilaginomycetes; Ustilaginales; Ustilaginaceae
Exons: 5
Coding region: 1-1218 (405 amino acids)
Biological process (GO): DNA integration
Molecular function (GO): nucleic acid binding
Source: RefSeq, a predicted model, not a curated record